GGCAGUAUGCAUUUCUCGCAGCCUGUCAUGUGGAGUUCUGCUUCAAACUGAUGAUGUGUCGAGGAGUAAAAUUUACUUCCGUGUUGCUUUUGUGUACAGCUCUGAUUGGAAGUGGAGCUUGAAAGCGUUAUGGGCUCAUAGAGAUUCAGUGUUUAUAUUUCAUAUAUUUUCGUUUACACCUUUGUUAUAAGUUAGAGGGUUGGGAUACGGAACGGGACAAAGAAGAAAAGCUAGCUACAGCCAGCCAGGUGUAGGUGUUAGUUAGGAGCUGUAGGGCGACUUAUGGAAACAUGAUGGACUUUAUCUGUGAAAUUAUUCAAGUUCUCGUCGCAUUAGCGGCUCUUGGUUUCAUUGUGGUGCUUGUAGUCGCACAUUUAACUGCGGGGAUGGCGAACGUGUCACGCCAUGAAAAGGAGAAGUCCUUCCUCACAGCCACAGGAGAAAAGCGUCCCUUCCCCAGUCUGCAUGAUCCUCACUCCAGGGAACUCUCUGUGGUGAUCCCUGCUUACAACGAGGAGCUCCGAAUGCCUGUCAUGCUUGAUGAGGCUAUGGAAUACCUGGAAACCAGACAGAAGAAAACCCCUUCCUUCACCUAUGAAGUGAUAGUGGUCGAUGAUGGCAGCAGAGACAGAACCACAGAGAUUGCUUUGGAGUACACCAAGAAGUACAGUGCAGAUAAAGUGCGGGUGCUGACCCUGGUGAAGAACAGAGGAAAGGGGGGAGCUGUGCUCAUGGGCACUUUGAGCUCCAGAGGGAAGCUGAUUCUAAUGGCUGACGCAGACGGAGCCACCAAGUUCUCCGACAUCGAGAAGGUGGAGGCGGGACUUAAAGACGUCAAUUCUGGACCGGAGAACAUGGCUAUAGCGUGUGGCUCCAGAGCUCAUCUAGAAAAAGAGUCGGUUGCUCAGCGAUCUGUUUUACGAACAUUCCUGAUGUAUGGUUUUCACUUCCUGGUGUGGUUCUUCUGCGUGAGAGGAAUCCGGGACACGCAGUGUGGCUUCAAGCUUUUCACACGUGAAGCAGCUCUCAAGACCUUCUCCUCCCUCCACAUAGAGCGCUGGGCUUUUGAUGUGGAACUGCUUUACAUCGCUCAGUGUUUUAAAAUCCCCAUAGCAGAGGUAGCUGUCACCUGGAAUGAAAUAGAAGGGUCCAAACUGGUCCCAUUCUGGAGCUGGCUACAGAUGGGUCGAGACCUUAUUUUCAUUUGCCUGCGCUACUUCACUGGAGCCUGGAAACUGCAGUCCCCACAGAAGACUGACUAGACAACCCGACGAGUGCUCGAGUCCCAGAGAUGAGCAGCGAUGGACCCGUGGAGGAAGGAGGGAUUACAGUCAUCCUCUGAGUUCAUCAUCAGACAGAAAUAUUUUCCCCGACUGAGAGUAAAAUGUUGACCGAUGGUCCUGCCUUUUUAUGUGAAUAUUGGCUUGUAAUGGCCGCUGUUACACAUAUUUUUGUUGCCUCAAUUUGCAGAUUCUCAUUCAGAGAUCCAUGUGCAAACAGACUUGAUCACCCUCUGUUGGAAAUGGAGGGUGUGUGUAAGAAAUGUGGAGAAUCCCCUUAUUUGUCUUGUUUCCUUAAAGAGUGGUGGCUAAUGUGUUGUUUGUUUUGGGAGGGGGUUUUGCAAGAAAGCAAAAAUAAAGAUCUAAUGACGUAUUUGA
Messenger RNA from Oryzias latipes (Japanese medaka), 1658 nucleotides. It is a transcript of the gene alg5, whose product is annotated as ALG5 dolichyl-phosphate beta-glucosyltransferase. The record is from RefSeq and is a predicted model, not a curated record. Gene Ontology annotation, biological process: protein N-linked glycosylation. Gene Ontology annotation, cellular component: endoplasmic reticulum membrane. Lineage: Eukaryota; Metazoa; Chordata; Actinopteri; Beloniformes; Adrianichthyidae.